Podarcis muralis (Common wall lizard) is the source of this 2038-nucleotide messenger RNA. Lineage: Eukaryota; Metazoa; Chordata; Lepidosauria; Squamata; Lacertidae. The record is from RefSeq and is a predicted model, not a curated record.
CCUGUCAAAUUAUUUCUCCUUUUGGACUGCUAAUUUAAAGGUAAAUUAAGGACCCCAGCUAAAGUUCGAUCAAUGACUUUCAGAACUUAGUGCUUAAAUCUGUCUCUCCCUUCCCACCCACAAUGUGUAUUGCAAAAAUAUUAACAUUAUUCUGUUAUAAGGUACAGUGCUGCAUGCAAUGGGACAUUUGACUCCUACCUAUGGUGCGCCUGGUGGUAUUCCAGAUACAGAAUGCAAAAAAACAACAACCAUGUGAUCUGGCUUAUACAGCAGCCAUGCAACCUCCUUCAGGAGGGUGUGGUCUUCCAGAGGGUUCACAUUCCCACAACUGGAAUGAAAAAGGAAGGAAGCAGCGUUCGCAUGGAAAAUGGCCAAAGGAAAUAUGGAGGGCCGCCACCAGGCUGGGAUGGACCACCACCAGAAAGAGGCUGUGAGAUUUUCAUUGGAAAAUUACCCCGUGACCUCUUUGAAGAUGAACUCAUCCCGUUAUGUGAAAAAAUUGGAAAAAUCUAUGAAAUGCGGAUGAUGAUGGACUUCAAUGGAAACAACAGGGGAUAUGCUUUUGUGACAUUUUCUAACAAACAGGAGGCCAAAAAUGCAAUCAGGCAACUGAAUAAUUAUGAAAUUAGGAAUGGUCGGCUCCUAGGGGUUUGUGCCAGUGUAGACAACUGCCGUUUAUUUGUAGGAGGAAUCCCGAAAACGAAGAGGAGGGAAGAAAUUUUGGCAGAGAUGAGGAAAGUUACAGAUGGUGUCAUUGAUGUCAUUGUAUAUCCCAGCGCUGCCGAUAAAGCCAAGAAUCGUGGUUUCGCUUUUGUGGAAUAUGGAAGCCAUCGGGCAGCAGCUAUGGCAAGGCGGAAACUGCUGCCAGGAAGGAUACAAUUAUGGGGACACCCCAUAGCUGUAGACUGGGCAGAGCCAGAGGUUGAGGUUGAUGAAGAUACAAUGUCAUCAGUCAAAAUCCUCUAUGUGCGAAAUCUUAUGUUAUCAACCACGGAAGAGACAAUUGAAAAAGAAUUCAACAAUAUUAAACCAGGGUCAGUGGAACGGGUAAAGAAAAUCAGAGACUAUGCAUUUGUGCACUUUAAUAACAGAGAAGAUGCUGUUGAAGCCAUGAAAGUGUUAAAUGGGAAGGUGGUGGAUGGCUCUCCCAUUGAAGUCACAUUAGCCAAGCCAGUAGACAAAGACAGCUAUGUUAGAUACACCAGAGGCACAGGAGGGCGAGGAACAGUGUUGCCAGAAUAUACUUAUACAUUUGGGCACGUAUAUGAUCCUACUGCAGCCUACCUGGGAGCCCCAGUAUUCUAUGCACCUCAAGCCUAUGCUGCUAUUCCCAACCUUCAUUUUCCCGCUGCGAAAGGACAUCUCACCAACAGGGGCUUUAUCAGGCCACCAUCCAUCAGAGAAAUUUACAUGAAUGUACCUGUAGGGGCUGCCGGAGUUAGAGGACUAGGAGGACGUGGCUACUUGGCUAACCCUGCCCUGGGUCGUGCAUACCAGCUCAAGGGAGAGAAAAAAGGGGAGGACAAGCUCUACGACCUUUUGCCAGGAAUGGAGCUUACGCCAAUGAAUCAUGGCAGUUUAAAACCGCAAGGAAUCAAACUUGCUCCACAGAUAUUAGAAGAGAUCUGCCAGAAGAAUAACUGGGGACAGCCAGUCUACCAACUUCAUUCUGCCAUUGGGCAAGACCAAAGACAGCUGUUCUUGUACAAAAUCACCAUUCCUGCCCUUGCCAGUCAAAAUCCAACUAUGCAUCCCUUCACGCCAUCCAAGCUAAGUGCCUAUGUAGAUGAAGCCAAAACAUAUGCAGCAGAAUAUACUCUUCAGACCUUGGGCAUUUCCAUUGAAGCAACAGAGGCCCCUGCGGCUACAGCAACUUUCCCAGGAUACAUUGCUAAUGCAACUGCCGCAGUGACAGCUACUCAGCUCAAGCAAGCAGUGACUCUGGGACAAGAUUUGGCAACCUACGCAACCUACGAAGCUUAUCCAGCAUUUGCAGUAGCUACUCGGAGUGAUGGAUAUGGAGCAUUCUAAAAAAAAA